Messenger RNA from Macroventuria anomochaeta, 385 nucleotides. RefSeq lists its product as uncharacterized. The record is from RefSeq and is a predicted model, not a curated record. Bases 67 to 336 code for a protein of 89 amino acids. Lineage: Eukaryota; Fungi; Ascomycota; Dothideomycetes; Pleosporales; Didymellaceae. The transcript has a single exon.
GCUGAACCCUACCCCACCACGACGAGACAACUGUUCGUCUGGCCAAAAUGGUACUCCCGGCCCAGGAUGCCUGAGCGAGCAUGGUACUCCUGGAUCGGCCGAGAUGUUUGUACUCGCCAGAUAGCUGUCAAAACAGUGAGGCGCUGCUUGGCACAUCGAACGUGCUUGUGCUUCAGGAGUUAUUUGUGCAAAAGGCAAAUUAGUGGGCUGGGAAAGGGGAAGUUGGAUGCAACAAAAUGGUUCACAAAAUUGAUCAUUCAGGGUAUCGUAAUGUGUUGGGCAUGGUGCCAACUGCACCUGCCGUCUCAUCAUCUCAUUCGAGUCGUGAAAGGCUAAGUACAGUGCCCUGCCAGUACAGGUAUCAUUCCCCAUUCAUAUCCAGACG